Messenger RNA from Telopea speciosissima, 1128 nucleotides. Its product is annotated as probable 3-hydroxyisobutyrate dehydrogenase-like 1, mitochondrial. Bases 83 to 1015 code for a protein of 310 amino acids. The transcript has a single exon. Gene Ontology annotation, molecular function: oxidoreductase activity; NADP binding; NAD binding. Lineage: Eukaryota; Viridiplantae; Streptophyta; Magnoliopsida; Proteales; Proteaceae. The record is from RefSeq and is a predicted model, not a curated record.
UCUCCAUCUCCGCCGCUCAUUGUCCACUUCCACUUUCCUCGUCUCUUCUCCAUUCUCUCUCCACCUUCGCCAUUCCAAUACCAUGGCCGCCGCCACUACCCCCAUGGAGCCUAUCAGUCCGGCCAACACACGUGUGGGUUGGAUCGGAACGGGAGUGAUGGGGCGAUCCAUGUGCUCUCACCUCAUAAAGGCCGGCUACUCCCUUACCGUCUUCAACCGUACCCAGUCCAAGACCCAGCCUCUCCUCGACAUGGGCGCUCGCUACGCUCCUUCCCCUGUCGAACUUGCUUCCCAAUCUGAUGUCGUCUUCUCCAUCGUCGGCUAUCCCUCUGACGUUCGUUCCGUCCUCAUCGGCUCCUCCGGAGCCCUCCAGGGCCUCCGCCCCGGCGGCAUCCUCGUCGAUAUGACCACCAGCGAUCCUUCUCUUGCCGUUGAGAUCUCCGAUGCCGCUUCCUCAAAGGGCUGUGUCUCCGUCGAUGCCCCCGUCUCCGGCGGUGACCGUGGUGCUAAGGCUGGAACUCUGGCCAUCUUCGCCGGAGGUGAUGAAUCGUUGGUCCGUAGUCUUAAGCCUUUGUUCGAUUGUAUGGGAAAGGUGAAUUACAUGGGCGGACCGGGGAAAGGUCAGUUCGCAAAGCUCGCGAACCAGAUAACGAUUGCGUCGACGAUGAUGGGUUUGGUGGAAGGAAUGAUGUAUGCCCACAAGGCAGGGCUGGAUGUUGGGCUCUACUUGGAUGCCAUUUCUACAGGAGCCGCCGGCUCCAAGUCGUUGGAUUUGUAUGGGAGUAGGAUUCUCAAGAGGGAUUUUGAGGCUGGAUUUUUCGUGAAUCACUUCGUCAAGGAUUUAGGCAUCUGUUUGAGGGAAUGCCAGAACAUGGGUCUUGCUCUUCCUGGCUUGGCUCUCGCUCAGCAGCUCUAUCUCUCUCUUCAGGCUCAUGGUGAGGGGAGUUUGGGCACCCAAGCUCUCAUUUUGGCUCUUGAACGCCUCAACAACGUUUCCCUCCAAUCUUCUAUAUGAAAUUUUGUUACCACUGCUUUUUCUUCAGCGUGCUGUGUAGAGGUAUGGGAGAUAUGAAUACAUGGAUUGUAUGCCCCUAUCAUGAACAAUAAUCUAAUAAGAUGAGCCUUAAU